This is a messenger RNA of Suncus etruscus (white-toothed pygmy shrew), 989 nucleotides long. It is a transcript of the gene SRRD, whose product is annotated as SRR1 domain containing. The record is from RefSeq and is a predicted model, not a curated record. Lineage: Eukaryota; Metazoa; Chordata; Mammalia; Eulipotyphla; Soricidae. Gene Ontology annotation, biological process: microtubule-based process. Gene Ontology annotation, cellular component: cytoplasm; nucleus.
AUGGCGAAAGCCGGACGGGAACCCUGGCAGGCGGCGGCCCCGCGGCGCUCGCGACGCUCGCGGCCGAAGGUGCGAGAGGCCGAGGCGACCCGCGAGGCGGACGCGGACGUCGCGGGGGUUCUGCGGCGUCUGCGGGACGCCGGGGAAGACCUGCUUCUCUCUGAUUUCUGGAGCACCGCACUAGAAACCAUCAACAGCUGUCUUUCGAAACAUCUGGAGCAGCUGAGUACCCACAUGGUGCCUCUUUCAGAAGCCCUUGGCAACCUGAGCCUCAAUACCACCUCCGACUCCCUCCCAGAAACAUAUCCAGCCCACAGGCCCCUCAAGUGUGUGUGUUACGGCCUUGGGAACUUCUCCACCUGCGUCAUAGCCAGGCACCAGCUAGCGUUUUUGCGUCUCUUUCUGGAGAAGUACCAGAUUCCUCCAAGUCACUGCUACGUGUAUGACCCACUGUUCAGCCCGUGUGAGAUCGAAGCUCUUCAAUCCCUGGGCCUGACUGUUCUUAGUGAAAACGAGGAAGGGAAGCGGAGUGUUUCGGGGGGAGCUGACCCUCUUCUACAUGCCGCACUGGUGGCACAGCCCUGUACAACCAACCUCCUGUGGAGGAACUGGUCAUACACGCCCUCUUGUCAGAUGCUCAUCAUUGGGAACAGCUUUAGGGGACUCGAGGACAGGUUGUUGACAAGAGUUCUACAGAAGAAUUAUCCCUACAUUGCUAAGAUCUUAAAAGGGCUGGAGGAGCUCGCAUUUCCAGAGACGUCCCAGUACUCGGACACACAUUCAACGACACGUCCAUACCACUGGUUCCCUGUCUCUAAGAUCAGGCAACUGCCCACAGACACUUGGACGUAUCGGGAAGAGCCCGACUAUGGGGACUGCGAGGACCUGGAAAUCAUCAGGAAGAAGCCAUCAGGCCCAUUGGCUCCCAGUGCGAACCCACUGUGAUGGGCUGGGCGUUGGCUAAGGCCUGGAGAGAAGUGGGCCUCGGG